Molecule: messenger RNA, 960 nt
Organism: Sinocyclocheilus grahami
Lineage: Eukaryota; Metazoa; Chordata; Actinopteri; Cypriniformes; Cyprinidae
Product: olfactory receptor 8K5-like
Exons: 1
Coding region: 1-960 (319 amino acids)
Biological process (GO): G protein-coupled receptor signaling pathway; detection of chemical stimulus involved in sensory perception of smell
Cellular component (GO): membrane
Molecular function (GO): G protein-coupled receptor activity; olfactory receptor activity; odorant binding
Source: RefSeq, a predicted model, not a curated record
AUGUCUAAUUUUAGUUCUACAUCUAACAUCACUCAGACUGUACUGCCGGUGCAUCAAGAUUUUAAAACAUUUUUGUCUGUGUCCUCAUGUGUUAUUUUCCUCUAUGUCAACGGUGUCAUGAUCUUCACUUUGAGGAAAAAGACUGUUUUUCAGGAGGCAUCCCGCUAUAUUUUGUUUGGACACAUGCUUUGGGUUGAUACGCUUAAUCUUUUUAUGAGUGUAGUGUUGUUUGUGUGUGCUCUUUGUAGGCUUUUUGUUAUGAAAAUGGUCUGCCUUGUGCUUCUCGUUGCUGCAACAGCCCUCUAUCAGGUUUCUACCUUGAAUCUGGCUUUAAUGUCACUGGAGAGGUAUGUGGCCAUCUGCUUUCCUCUCAGACAUGCAGAAAUCACCACUUACGGAAGAACUCAUAUAGCUAUCGGUGUCAUUUGGAUGAUAAGCUGGAUUCAAUCCCUGUCUGAGAUUAUUGUCUUCUAUUCCAUUGAUACCACAAACAUAGCAAUGCAUUUGUUCUGCUCAAGAACUACUCUUUUCAGACUGCAGGUCUAUAAGAAACUUGAUAUAGCUUUCACAUGUAUGUUUUUCAUGUCUGUGUGUUUUGUUAUUAUCUUUACUUAUGCCUCUAUAGCAGCUGUCGCUAAAACAGCCGCCUGUGAUAAAAUGUCAGCCAAAAAAGCCAACAAGACUGUUCUGUUGCAUCUGAUACAGCUGGGUCUCUGUGCUGCAUCUAUUUUAGUUGGAGUUAUCCAAGAAGUCAUUUUCGUUUAUACUGACUAUAUGACUUCAUUGAAUGUGAUGUAUUUUUGCUUUGUAGUGUUUAUGAUUUUUCCAAGAUGUUUAAGUCCUCUUAUAUAUGGUCUGAGAGAUCAGGCCUUCAGCUGUUUAUUUAAAUACUACUUCACAUUUAGUUUCAAAAGGAAAAACAGUUGUAAUACAGAAAUACAUUUAGUAUCAGGUGGUUGA